Aspergillus fumigatus Af293 is the source of this 1062-nucleotide messenger RNA. RefSeq lists its product as uncharacterized. Lineage: Eukaryota; Fungi; Ascomycota; Eurotiomycetes; Eurotiales; Aspergillaceae. The transcript is spliced from 3 exons. The record is from RefSeq and is a predicted model, not a curated record. The coding region runs from base 1 to 1062 and encodes 353 amino acids.
AUGUGCCCAAAGAUUGCAUCACUGGACGGCGUGGAGAUCAUCCAAGGCCGACUUUCGCUGGGUCUGGUGGGAUCCUGGCCAAAAAGAGCUGAAAGAGUACAAGGCAAGGCGACGAUUCCUCAGAUGGGUGCCAAAAUGCUUCAGAAGCUACGAAUUCACGACGGCGGAUGCCAUCUGGAACCCUGGUCCUUCAGCUGGGCGGUAUCCGGCGCCUGGUGGAAAUACAGCAGGACAUUCCUGCACAGAAAGGCAAAACAUGGGGAAGUUGGUUCUCAUUCGGCUCAAAAGAGACCUCGUGCUCUUGCGUACCAGAUGUGGUCGGCUCGCAUGGAACUUCAAACGUCAAAAUGCAUCCGUUACAACCAGAGCCCGCUUCUCGGUCCUCCAGGGAGCCCCGAAUCUGGACUUAUUGGCAGUUUCUCGUCUGAACACGCCGCGUUGUUGGACUUUAUCCCAAGGACCUUUGGAAGAUGUAUCGCCGAUCCAUCCGACGCAGCCAGUCGCGCGGGAUGCAUGAAACAACACGUUGAUCACGACAAAGGCGACAUGUCGCAGGAAAGCGCACAAGAUUUCGAAGCUGAACACAGACGCUAUAAGCCACAACUUCGCAUCGAUAAUAGUUCAUGUCGAAGUGCAGAAGUCAGAGAUUCGGGGCUUCAGGCUGCGCCUCCUGGAGCCGUUCAGAGCUCUCCACGCUCAGAUAGUGCAGAGAGACCACGGAGCUCGGACAAAACCAACAAGACCAAGAAGCUGCGGAAGAGACAUCAAUCAACAGCUAGGCACGUGGCACAUGGAGAGGACUUCAAGACAUCGUCAAGGGCCUCGCGUUACUUGAAGAUUCCGCAGAUGAACCACCGGAUGGGAAAGUCGAUCCAGCAAGCUGGAUUCUUCGAAGGCCCCCGCAAGGUUUUGCGAGGUCAAUCACGCAGCAAGAUAAGUACUUCGAAGGAGGAGCAGGUUGGCAAGAGACCCUCGGUGACUGGCAAAGGGUGCGCCGUGGUUAUCGAAUACGUAAAGCAAUCUAUGAAGGAAGAACCAAUCGAAGCCGGACGAAGGAGAUAG